Molecule: messenger RNA, 1092 nt
Organism: Paramecium pentaurelia
Lineage: Eukaryota; Ciliophora; Oligohymenophorea; Peniculida; Parameciidae
Source: the annotation of a GenBank genome assembly
AUGCAUUAAAAAUUAUUAUUCGUGCUAUUCACAACGAUAUUUUGUUUUACUUAUAUUCCUGAACUGGAAAUAGACUUAAGUGCUCCACCAAAAUAAAGGUGGAAGGAGGCUGUUCAAACAGUUCUUGAUUUAUAUGGAUAUGAUAAUUCUUUUGGUCCAGUAUUUGCUUUUCAUAAUAAAUAUUCUUUUGAUGUCUUAAAUUAAGAUGACUAUACUACAAUAGCAUAAGCUUUAAGAAAGAAUUUCCCAGAACAUUCAUUGGAAUUGGAAGGGAUAAUUGAAGUAUUAAAUAGACCAGAGAUUACCUUUGAAUACAUGGCUGGUUGGGCAUAUUUUCAUGAGAUAGCACAUAUUACAAAUUAUUUUUAUGAGUGCACAGGAGUUUUAUUAUCAGUAGGUGAUUAGGUAAUUCAUGGAAGAAACAUGGAUUAAGCACCAGGAUAAGGAAGAAAUUUAGUUUUGCAUUUAUUUAUUAAAAAGGAUGGAAAAUAUCUUGGAGAAGUAGUUGAUUGGUAUUGGUUCAAAGGUGGAUUUAUUACAGCAUUGAAAUAUAAUGUUGUUACUCUUGAAGAAAAUUGGAGAUAUGACAAAUAAUUAACUAAGGAAUCAGUUUUGACAUAUAUUUAAAAAGGAUUACCAUCAUUAACUUAAGUCUUUAGAGAAAUUUUAAUAAAUGAAACACUUAAUACAUUUGAAAAAGUAGUUUAGUAUCUUGAGAAUUAUGAAGUAGGAUGUGCAUUAUAUAAUAUUGUUGCUGGUAUUGGUAAAGAUCAAGGUGUUGUUAUUUCAAGAGGACCAUAGGAAACUUUACAAACUUUGAGAUUAAAUAGCACAAUUGGAAUUAAGUAUUUAGUUUAAACAAAUUAUGAUCAUUGGUUACCAGAUCCAGAAGAUGAUCCAAGAAGAACAGCUGCAGAGAAUUUACUGUAAAAAAUAAAAAAUAAUUUAAUGAAUGAGUUUGGUGUUUAUGCUAUUAUGAAUACAUAUCCAGUUCAUAAUGAAGGGACUUUUUUAACUGUUAUAAUGAAUGCCAAAUAUAAUAGAUUUAUAACAUUAGGAUAAGAAGCUAUUACAUUCUUUGAUGAUGAAUGA